Molecule: messenger RNA, 1301 nt
Organism: Colletes gigas
Lineage: Eukaryota; Metazoa; Arthropoda; Insecta; Hymenoptera; Colletidae
Product: zinc carboxypeptidase-like
Exons: 5
Coding region: 45-1301 (418 amino acids)
Biological process (GO): proteolysis
Molecular function (GO): zinc ion binding; metallocarboxypeptidase activity
Source: RefSeq, a predicted model, not a curated record
ACGUUUAUUUUCUACUUAGUUUUCUCACGAAAUCGAAUCGCACGAUGAGAGUGAUUUCGUUGCAUUUUCUUAUUUUCGUUGGUGUAAUUUGUGCCGAUGACAAAGUGAGAUACGAUGGGUAUAAAUUGUACAAGGUUUUUGUGGCGGACGAUGCCCAUCUCGAACUGUUGCAAACGAUGCAAGACGGUGAUGGUUACAAUUUCUGGGCACAACCGAGAGUCAACUACACCGCGAACGUUAUGAUAUCGCCAGAGAAGAUUCAGGAAUUCAUGAAGAUCGCAAACACGACGCGACUCGAUCCACAAUUGAUGAUGGACAACGUGCAAAAUUACAUCGACGAUGAAAAUCCUCGUCGUAACGUGAGGGGCACUUUCGACUGGCUGGGUUAUCAUCGAUUGGACGAAAUUUAUCGUUGGUUGGAUUCUCUGGCAACUCAGCAUCCAGAAAUCGUGAAAUCGAUAACCGGCGGGAGCAGCUUUCAAGGACAAAGUAUAAAAGGUGUGAAGCUGUCGUACAGAGAGGGAAAUCCUGGCGUGUUCGUCGAAGGUGGAAUUCACGCCAGGGAAUGGAUAUCGCCAGCCGUCGUAACGUACAUUCUGAACGAAUUGAUACUUAGCGACGAUCCUCGUGUCAGAUACAUGGCAGAGUCUUACGACUGGUACAUCUUUCCGAUAUUCAAUCCGGAUGGUUACGAGUACACGCACACCACGAAUCGUCUCUGGCGAAAAACGAGACGACCGACCGGAAGGGGAUGCUUUGGUGCCGAUCCAAACAGAAACUGGAACUUUCACUGGGCAGAGGGUGGUACAAGCAGAUAUCCGUGCAGCGAAAUAUACGCCGGCGAUAAACCGUUCUCCGAAACGGAAACAAGAACCAUGUCCCAGUACAUCGGCAGCAUCCAUGAGAAGAUAUUCGCCUACAUAGCGUUCCAUAGUUACAGUCAAUUGUUGCUAAUCCCUUACGGCCAUACCAGCCAAAAGGUCUCCAACUACAACGAUCUGUUACAAAUAGGAAACUAUUCCGCGAACGUGCUGUCAAAGAGAUACGGAACGAAAUACAAAGUCGGAAAUAUCGUCGAUGUUAUAUACAUUGCAUCCGGAGGAUCAAUGGAUUGGGUACGAGGAACCUACAAAACUCCAAUAACAUUUACUUAUGAACUUCGAGACACAGGAAGGUAUGGUUUUAUUCUACCAGCAAAUCAAAUUAUACCAACUGCAGAGGAAACCCUGGAUUCUUUGGUCGCCAUGUUCGAACAAGCUGCGAAACUCGGCUAUGGAGAAUCGAAAACCAUAGUUAUUUAA